AUGUUGUUCGAGAAACUCAAGAUUUAUAAUACUCCUGCCAAAUUAUUGGAAAAAUUACGUGAAGUUCGUAAAAUUUAAGAAACAGAAGAGAAAGAAGAAGUCAAUAGGGUCUCAAAAAUCUAAAAAACUGAACCUUCUACAGAGAGAUACCUUGUUAGAUAAUUAAGCUUUUAACAUUCUUGGAAUUCUUUAACUCAUAAAUCUCCUAAUUUGAAAUCCUUAGCUGUUAAAUCAUAAGUAGAUAUAUUUAAAAUGCAUAUACCAUCUCCUAAAUUGUGUUCAUAUGGUCGUUUAACUGAUAUUUCAACCUAACAAAAAAGAUAAAUAAAAACAACUUAAGAUGACGAUAGUAUAGAGUUGAGAGACUUAUAAAAGAAUUUAGAAUAGGAAACAAUAUAAGAACUUUAUCAUGAAGAUUAAAAACAAAUUGAGUAAUUAAAUGAGGAAGCAUAAGUAUUAUCAGAGAGACUAGCAUUUAAAGAAGAGAAAAGUCCUAUUCGUCCGUUUUAAAGAAAGCAUCAUUAACCUUAAUUAACAAAAUAGCCUUAAAGACGUGGUGGAACUGUAAUAGCUGCUACAAAGUUAGAGGAAUUAAAAAAGAAUUAGCCACUGUUAUAUAGUGAAUAGAAAGAAACACCAUUUGAUGAUUUAUCUGAUAGAGGAAAGUUCUUGAAGAAUUACAGAUUAGGAAAGUAUGUGUUUUGUUUCAAUCUACUCUUAGCAAGCAUCUAUAGAAAAUUAAUUAGAAAGAAUUUAGAAGUGUGACCAAAAACUAUGAGAAACUUGAAGACUAUGCGGAAUUCUAUAAACAAUAACCAAACAUUUAUCUUUAAUUAAAUAAGAGUUCAUAAAGUAAAUAAUAUUUUAUAUAUCUUUUAGAACAUAACGUAUUUUAAACAGGAUUAGGUUUGAUAAAUUCAAAUUAUACAAUAUAGACUGCUGAGUCAUAAGGAAUGUUAAGGAAUGAAUAAAAAAUAAAAGUAUUUACAGAGGUUUUAUAAUCACCAUAAUGUAAAACAAUAACUGAUUUAAAAUUGAGUCAUAAUUAAUUGACAUCUCCAAGGAUUAAAACUUUGGUUUAGAAUUUUCCAACUCAAGUAUAAGAUUUGAAUCUUGAUAAUAAUGGGAUAGAUUCAAAAGGUUGUGAAUUUUUAUCCAAGUACUUAUUAAAAUCAAGAGUAAAGAAAUUAUCGCUUGAAAAUAAUAAGAUAGGUGAUUAAGGAGCUAAUUAUUUAUUUUAAGCUUUAUUGGAGAAUGAUUACUUGAUACUUUUAAAUUUAAGUCGAAAUAAUUUAACUGGUAUUAAAUUGUAUUUAAUUUAGAUGGUUGUUCUAUUGAAUUAUCAAAUUAUUUAAAAAAAUCAAAUAUGAUUUAUGAAUUAUAUUUGCAUUUUAAUUCAAUAGGUAACAAAGGAGGUUUGAGUAUAUGGAAAGCUUUAUAUAAGAAUUCAAGUGUUAAAGUUUUUGAUAUUUCAUACAAUAGAACAGCAUCAUUUGAAUGUGCUUAAUAGAUGGCAAAAGUGAUAGCAAAACCUUAUCCAGAAUUAAUGCAUAUAGAUAUUUCACAUAAUGGAUUUGAUGAACCAUCUGCAAAUGAAAUAAUGAAAGCUUUAAAUUCUAAUUAAAAUAUAUAUGGAUUUCAUUUUGAAGGAAAUUGUCCAAAAUUUAUGGUAGAUGCAACUGGUCAUCUUAGAAAUUAAGAACAAGAAGAAUAAAUUAGAUAAAAGAAAAUUGAAUAAUGUAGAAAGAAUCCUUAAACAUCUUUACGUUUUUUAGAUGAUGAUAUAAAACAUGAACCAAAAUAGAUUACAGAUAAAAAAUAAGAAAAUAUUUAAUAAGUACAUAGAUUUAGAAGAAUAUGGGGAAUGAAACCUGUGAAAUAAAAUUAAAAUUAUGAUAAAAAUAGAGAUUCUUGUUGGAUUUGUGAAGGUUGGGAAGAAGUUAAAUUUACAUGGAGUCCAGGGAAAUCAGGUGGAAUGAAUAAUGAUCCUAUAUUUUUACAUGUAAAUUUUGAUGGAUAUCGUCCAGUAUUAAUGAGUCCACAUUAAGGUGAAUAUCAUUUAUAUAGAAUGUGUCCUCCAAAUUAAAAGAUUUUAUAUUUUUUUAGUAAUCCUAUUUUGGGAAUAUAAACAACAGCAAAGAAUUAAAUGAUUAUGUAAACUCCUGCAAAUGAUCCAAUAGCAUAAGGAACAUAGGAAUUUUUAUAUAAUGGAGAUAUUUUAAUUGAAGGAUAUAAGAUGUCAUUUGUAAAUGAAGUCUUUACUGAAGGUAAACAUACAGUUGUUGAUAAAUAUAUUCCUAAAAUAUUUAGUAAACCUAGAGAAGAAGAAAGAACUUAUGAUUUAACCUAAUAUAUGAAUAAGAAAUAAACAUUUUGGAGUUAUGAAAUAUCAAUAUUCAAAAACUAUUAACCUGAUAAUGAAGAACUAAUUGAUGAAUGUUUUGAAUAUGAUUUUUAAUCUUCUAAAAUUAAUAGAAUUGUACGAGAUCCUAAUGAAUUAUUAGAAGUAAAAGAACUUCUUAGAGAAUAUUAUCCUCAUAUAUUUGCUAGUUAUAAAUUUUAUGCUUCUACACUUAUUGGAUCAAGUGUAAUUAUUAUUUUAUCCAUUAUUAGAUACCUUGUAUAUCUUCAAAUGCAUUUUUUGAUUUCAUAGGAUAAACUACAGUUAUGAAUGAUAAAUUCAGACCUGGAGACAUUGAUUUAAAUUUUAUAUCUACAUCUAAUGUAAAGGAUAUUUUAUAUCCAAAUGUUUAUGAAAAAGCAUUGAUUAGAUAUUAAUUUAUGGAAGUCUUAGUUAGAAUCGCUUUAGAUAAAUAUACUAGAACUGGAAUUUGUAAAUCUAUGAAAUUAAGUGUUCUCAAAUUAUUUGAAGAUGAUUUAAUUAAAAUGAGAUUACAAGAAGUGGAUAGAGCUUAAGAUUGGAGAGAUCUUAGAUUAUGGAAUGAACAAUGUGAUCUAUUAAUUAGUAAUAAUUAUUUAUAUUAUUAUUAUAGAGGAUCGAUAACCUAUGCUCAAAUUAUUAUUUAAAUUUACAUCCAAAUUAAAUUCUAAAUAGAAAUUCUAUAAACAUACUUGGGUUUAAUUUAAAGAUUUUAGAGAUCUAUUAUUAAAAUGUGAUUUGUAUUGUGAUACCUUUGUUGAAAGAGAUGCCUAUAUUGCCUACUUAUUGUCUAUGCAAACCUAAGUUGAUGAAUUAUACAGUUUAAGACAUUUCUAAAUGGAAUUCUAUGAAUUUAUUGAAGCUUUAUGUAGAUGUGCUGAAAAAUUAUCUCUCAUUAGAACCAAAGAUACUAUGAAUUUAGAUGAUCGAAGAAUAGAACCAUUACAUAAAAAAAUUGAUGCUCUAUUUUUAAUUAUCUAUUUAAGAGCAAGUGACGCUAUCAAAUAAUAACUUAAAGAAUCUGAAGACUUUUCUGAUUUUGAUAGGUGUAUGACAAGAAAAUAAAAGAAUCUUAAAUAAUAAAUUGAAGAUAUGGGUAGUGAUGAAGAUGAUAAACCUUAUAAUCCUAUUGUAGAAUUGAAUAUUCUAGAAGAACAACUUAAACAAACUUAAGUUCAAACUGCUCCAUCUGGACCAAAAUUAAAAAAGGCUUUGUCUUUAUUUACUGUCUUAAAGUAAAUGUAAUAACAAAAGCAACUUAAAUCAAAUUUCUUAUUGACUAACGUUGUUUAAUACUUUAAAUAGAGAGAAGAAGAAGAAUAUAUGUAAAACUAGAUUGAUUAAAAUUGA
This is a messenger RNA of Paramecium sonneborni, 3730 nucleotides long. The record is from the annotation of a GenBank genome assembly. NCBI's taxonomy places the organism in Eukaryota, Ciliophora, Oligohymenophorea, Peniculida, Parameciidae.